GGUCUUUUGUCGGUCAGCUUCUCAUGUCUGUGUUAUUCUCAGGUCUGUGUUUCAUUCCCAGUGUUUUUCCACUCACCUGUGUUCCUUUGUAGCUCCGCCCCUUCGUCCCAGGUGUUUCCUGUUCCCUGUGUGUGUGCACCUCUAUUUAAGGUCCGUGUUCCAUUUCCCCGGUGUCGAUCCUUGUACGUUUAUCGUCUGUCAGUGCUCCAUGUUUUCCCGAGUUUCCUCAGUCCUGUUUUCAGUUUAGUCCCAGUGUAUUUUGUAUUUGUUUUCUGUAAUAAAUCCCUUUUUGUUUGCAUUUGCGUCCGCCUCCGCGUCCUCCCUGCACCCUCACCUGACAGAACCACACUACUGGUGUUUUCCUGAACAGAGGCUUUACCACACCUCCGCUCUCAGUCAUGGCUUCAUCUAUCCCCAUCCUGUCUGAAGACCAGUUGCUGUGCUCUAUCUGUCUGGACGUGUUCACUGAUCCAGUCUCUACUCCAUGUGGACACAACUUCUGUAAAUCCUGCCUUACAGGACACUGGGAUAACAGUGACCGCUGGAAGUGUCCACUGUGUAACAAGAUUUUCGAGAACAGGCCAGAUCUAUCUGUCAACACUUUCAUCUCUGAAACAGCAACUCUGUUCAAAAAAUCGGUUGAAAUGAAAGCUAAAAAAGCUGCAGAGGAAAAUCCCAACAACCCAACUAAAGUGACAUGUGAUGCUUGUACUGGUCCUAAAAUGAAAUCUGUGAAAAUGUGUCUUAAUUGUGGAAUAUCUUACUGUGAGACUCACUUAGAGCCUCAUAAAAAUAUCCCAAUACUCAAGAAACACACACUCAUCGAUCCAGUGGAGAACCUGGUGGACUAUAUCUGCAAGAAACAUGAGAAACCCCUGGAGCUGUUCUGUAGAGAUGAUCAGACAUGUGUGUGCCUGCUUUGCACUGUGACCGACCACAAGACUCACAACACUGUUCCUAUAGAGGAGGAGAGUGAAGAAAUGAAGACUCACAUGAAGAAAACCCAGACAGAUCUGCAGAAAAUGAUCCAGCACAGAUUAGAGAAGACUGAGAAGAUCAAAGAGUCAUUGGAGCUCAGCAAAAAAAGCACAGAGGAUGAAACUGCAGGUGGUGUUGAAGUCUUCACUGAUCUGGUACGCUCCAUAGAGAGAAGUCAGGCUGAGCUGCUUAAGUCAAUGGAGGAGAAGCGGAAAGCAGCAGAGAGGCAGGCUGAAGAGUUCAUUAAAGAUCUGGAGCAGGAAAUCACUGAGCUAAAGAGGAGAGACACUGAGCUGGAGCAGCUCUCACACACUGAGGAUCACCUCCACCUCCUACAGGUUUACCCAUCCCUGUGCAGACCCCCACACACCACCAACUGGACUGAUAUCAGCCUUACAACUCAUUCCAGUGUGGAGAUUCUGAGGACCUCUCUUUCACAGCUUCAGAAAACCCUAAACAAGGAAUUUGAUAAAGAACUGCAAAAACUAAAACGAAGAAGUCAAAAGAAAGCAGCUGGAGCAGGAGCUGUUAACUGGCUUAUGAAGAACUGGAUGAUGGUCCUGUCACUUCUACCAUUAUUCACAUUGAUUUUCAUUUUCCUGACAGGGAAUAUUGCAUUAUCAUUCUAUACAGUGGACGUGACUCUGGAUCCUGAUACAGCUCAUCCCAAACUCAUCCUGUCUGAUGAUGGAAAACAAGUGAGAUAUGGAUACUCAAACCAAAAUCGUCCUUACAACCCAAAAAGAUUUGAUUAUUCUUCUGCUGUUCUGGGAAAAAAAGGAUACUCCUCAGGAAGAUUUUACUAUGAGGUGCAGGUCAGAGGGACAACUAAUUGGUUUUUAGGAGUGGCCAGAGAAUCCGUUAACAGGAAGGCGAAGAUUACACUGAAACCACAGAAUGGAUUCUGGACUGUGUGGCUGAGGAAUGGGAAUGAGUAUUAUGCUGCUGCUGGUCCAUCAGUCCUCCUCUCUCUGAGAGAGAAUCUCCAGAAGGUGGGGGUGUUUGUGGAUUAUGAGGAGGGUCUGGUCUCCUUUUAUGAUGUGGAGGCCGGGUCUCAUAUCUACUCUUUUACUGGUCAGUCUUUCACUGAGAAACUCUAUCCAUUCUUCAGUCCUGGUCAUGGAAACACACCACUAAUCAUGUCUAAUUGAUUUAAAGAAGAAAGAGAAGAAACCUUGAGAGAAACUAAGCCUAAUAAUAUAGAAAUAGCAGAAAUGUCAAUGUGUCUCAAACUUUCAACUUCCAACAUUAAUUGUGGAUGUGGGCUGAGCAUUCUGUCCAUAGUCUGAGUUAAUUUAGUUAACCCCUAAACUUUGCUUAACUUGAGAAUCGAGGCAAGUGGCCCCGCAAUAAUUGUUGUCUUUGCUGUCGUGCACUCUGUCCAUCUGGUUUAUGAAACACGCUCUAAGAAGGUGGGGGCCGGGGUUAUGGGGGCGAGUAACACAAAAGUAACGCAAUAGUUACUUUUACUGGUAACUAGUUAUUUUUAUAGUGGAGUAACUCAGUUAGUUACUUUUUUGGAGAAGUAACUAGUAACUGUAACUAAUUACUUUUUCAAAGUAACGUGCCCAACACUGUCAAUGUCUGAGUUAAUUUAGUCCCUAUUUAAGAAUGUUUUAUGAAGAUUACAUAUAUUAAUAGGAAGGAGCAGUACCACUGGAACUUGUGGGGUCAGUGUGCCCAAAUGUUACAGCAGAAAAAGACGACUGCCAUAUGACGAAGAAGAAACUUUGGCAGAAAAAGAACUUAUGGUGGAACUUUUACACCACAUUUAUUUAACCUGCUGUCUUUGUAAUUAUUUUGUCUUUGUUUGUAGUAAAUACUUUUACAUCACCUCAUCCACUGUUGCUAUCUUGUUUCAUACAUUGUUACUUUUGUUUCACAACUGUAUGUAUUGGCAAACAUCUAAGCCAUCAUAAAUGAUGCACAGAAUGAUGCAAAUUUUAAAACUUAACUUAGCCUUACGUGUACUGAAACAGAAAGAGGUGCAGGAUACAACCUGUGUGGAAGCAUGGGUUUUCU
Astyanax mexicanus (Mexican tetra) is the source of this 3000-nucleotide messenger RNA. Its product is annotated as E3 ubiquitin-protein ligase TRIM39-like. NCBI's taxonomy places the organism in Eukaryota, Metazoa, Chordata, Actinopteri, Characiformes, Acestrorhamphidae. Gene Ontology annotation, molecular function: protein binding; zinc ion binding. The record is from RefSeq and is a predicted model, not a curated record. The transcript has 8 exons. The coding region runs from base 399 to 2129 and encodes 576 amino acids.